GGAGCAGUUCGGAGGUUUUCCGCUUUCGCCGAAGUUCUUGACAGAUCCGACUUCAGAUUGAAAGAAUUCAAAAUGGCUGCUACAGGCUCCAAGUAAAGGGCUAACUCUCCUGGAUCCAUUCAACUGUGCAUGAAGCUCUCCUAAAGAGGUGGUGUCUAAGUGCUCCUUGUCCCAGUUCCUCCCGCCUCAUCAUGUCCUCCACCUCCUCCUCCUACUCCUCCUCGGGGGAGACCAGUCCGGAGGAUGUACCCCGAGGUGGGGGCACCAUACGGGUCUACCUCCCCAACAAACAGAGGACAGUGGUGAAUGUUCGCCAAGGACAGACUGUGUACGAGAGUCUAGAUAAAGCUCUCAAAGUGAGAGGCCUGAGCCAAGACUGCUGUGCUGUGUUUCGCCUGCUAGAAGGACGUAAGAGACUGACGGACUGGGACACAGACAUCACUCCGCUGGUUGGAGAGGAGCUUUUAGUCGAGGUUCUGGAUGAUAUUCCCCUCACCAUGCACAACUUUGUACGGAAAACGUUUUUCAAGCUGGCUUACUGUGAUUUUUGCCACAAGUUUCUUUUUAACGGCUUCAGAUGUCAGACAUGUUGCUACAAAUUUCACCAGCACUGCAGUAGCAAGGUCCCUACAGUGUGUGUGGACAUGGACACAGUGAGCAAACGGUGUGAUCCUAAUCCCUGCACAGAUGAUUACCCACGGAUACUAUUGCCAGAAAAUUCCCCAUCGCAGAGCAACCUAGCCUUAACCCCAGAGCCUGCUGGGAUGGACCUCCUGUCUCCGAACUCGGCCUUCUGCUUCCCGAUGCUGGGUGGAGAUGGGCAGUCUCUACAGAGGCAUCGCUCCACCUCUACUCCAAAUGUUCACAUGGUCAGCACAGUGGGCCCUGCUGGUGUCGGCAUUAUAGAGGAAGCGCUAAAAUUCAACAACACAAUGGGUCCUGAGCCCUCACCAAAGCCCUCCACCAGCCCACCCUCUUCUCUGUUCACCCCAGGGAGUAGGCCCCCCAAGUCUCCCUCAGAGCACAAGGAGCGCAAGCCUUCCUCGUCUGAUGACAAAAAGAAAGUGCACCGAGGGGGCUACAGAGACUCCAGUUACUACUGGGAAGUCCACUCUGGAGAAGUCAACAUCCAGAAGAGAAUAGGUGCAGGUUCGUUUGGAACAGUCUUCAAGGGCAAGUGGCACGGAGACGUGGCCAUCAAGAUCCUGAAAGUCACCGAGCCAACGCCGGAACAGCUGCAGGCCUUCAAAAAUGAAAUGCAGGUCUUACGGAAGACCCGCCACGUCAACAUCCUGCUGUUCAUGGGCUAUAUGACUAAGCCCAACUUCGCCAUCAUCACUCAGUGGUGUGAAGGCAGCAGCCUGUACCGCCAUCUGCAUGUCACAGAAACCAAGUUUGACACGAUGCGCCGCAUUGAUGUGGCCAGACAAACGGCACAGGGCAUGGAUUACCUUCACGCAAAGAACAUCAUUCAUCGGGACCUGAAAUCAAACAAUAUUUUCCUCCACGAGGGCUGGACUGUAAAGAUCGGGGACUUUGGCCUGGCCACAGUGAAGUCUCGCUGGAGCGGCUCUCAGCAGGUGGAACAGCCCAGUGGAUCCAUUCUGUGGAUGGCUCCUGAGGUGAUCCGGAUGCAGGACACCAACCCGUACACGUUCCAGUCGGAUGUGUACGGAUACGGAGUCGUGCUGUUUGAGCUGAUGUCAGGGACCCUGCCUUACUGCAAUAUCAACAACAGAGACCAGAUAAUCUUUAUGGUUGGACGUGGUUACUUGUCUCCAGACCUAAGUAAGCUGUCUAGUACCUCACCCAAGUCAAUGAAAAGGCUCAUCAUUGACUGUCUGAAGUUCAAACGUGACGAGAGGCCCUUGUUUCCACAGAUCCUGGUAGCCAUUGAGCAGGUUCAAGACUUGCUGCCAAAAAUCGAGCGGAGUCGCUCGGAGCCGUCGCUCCACAGAGCCGUCCACGCUGAGGACCUGAACCCCCUCCUGUUCCACACCACCCGGCUGAUGCCUCUCUAAGAUCCCCAGCUCUGGGGGAAGACAGGGCGUCCCCCUUUUAAAAAAGACCACAGCAUUCCGUGCCUCGGAGAGGCUGACUGUCUUGACCCCUACCCCCACCCACUCACUCACCCACUCACUCACUUACUCACCCACUCACUCACUCACUCACUCACUCACUCCUCACUCACUCACUCACUCACUCCCUGCGCCUACAGCUGCAGACAUCUGCAACAUCAAAACAGAUGUGCUGAUGAAUGUUCUGAUCUAGACGCCUCUGAUCAGUCCACUUCAAUCAGCCAUCAAACUGAAGCGUCACAUGAGCUGAACAAGGAGGUGUUUUAGUUGCUUUGAAGAAAAGGUAAAAACAGACAUGUUUGGAACGUACCCUGCAACAUCGAGUCACCCACUCUCAGCAGUGGAGAGUCACUCCGACCUUUAGAGGAGCACUGGGAUCAUUGACUAAAUAUCUAAAUCAGUUCCGCAGGUCAGCUGAUCAGAUUACAUUAUUCAAACACUGAGCUGUCCUGCGGCCCUGUCCGUCGAGGUGUGAAAACAAACUGCCCAUAUGGGAUUGUUUUCAAAAAAGACAUUUUUCUCAAUGAACCUCGGAUAUUUCAUGCUUUUGCAAAUAUUGAACUGUUAGAAUUAAUGUUGAAUCAACAUCAACAUAAUAAACAUGUGGAGGCAAAGAAAGAUAAAUCUUUUGCGAGUCUAGAAAGAAAUGGCAACCUUCGAUGGUAUUUGUGGAAAAAACAAAUGAAUGAUUGGAAGAUAGUGGAAAGUGUAUCUGUACACAAUCCCACAGUGACCGGCUCCAAAAACAAAAGGAGAUUGUUAAGAAUGAAGAUGUGCUUCUCUCAAAAAGACACAUUUAUUUGCUUUUCCUCAUUUUUUUCAAAGUAACCAGUUACAUGUAAUGAUCUUUACCCUGCCCGCUGGGUUCAUUGUUCGGCUUAUUGUUCUACGCUUGACACUGAAUAUAGGAUUACAUCGUUAGGACCAACAGUUUUGUACUGUACACAGAAAUGUUUGACUGAAAUUUUAUUAAUCCUUCUGAUAUUCAACAUUUCCAAGAUAUAAGUUUCAAAUCGUCGUUUUAAGUUUCCUGUUAAGAAACAAAAUUCCCUGCUAAUCAUCAGGGCACCUAGAAGAAUAUUUAAAAUUCUAAUGGUCUUUCUUUCUUUCGAUGGCAAUAUUGAAAUCUUGUGUCCACAGACCGUGUGUUGCUCUGCACCUCUGUACACAGCAACACACACAGUUCUGUGUUUGUGGUGAACAUGAAGUGAAAUUGAAGAUAGCUUUCUCCAGUUUCACCAGAAUGUCACACAUUUUUUAAUGUUCAUUUUAUAGCCUAAUAAGGAAUUGACAGAUCAUAGUGAGUUGCAGUCUUAAUGUAGAGGGUUAGUUGUUAUUGCUGCUACGUUUGUGUGUCUACACCUCAGAGACACUGUGCACUCCCCCGCGCAGCUUCAUCCAGUCUCUGGCGUCUAGUCUCAGCAGAUCGUUCCUCACGUUCACCGUGGAUCGACCCCUGAAUGAUGUUUGAGGAUCAUGCCCGCACACACUUUGACCAGUACUGUAGCUUUUGGGGAUGCAUGAACGCUUGAGCUGUAUCGUUUUUAUGAAGUCUUUCCUUGUCACACAUGUAGCCAACAACAGGUGAAGCGUUCACUUGGUCUAAGAGAGGGGGGGGUGCCUGGGUAGAGCGUACAGGAGGCCCAUCAUGUAGCCGGUUCGUCAUUUGGAUAACUGGUCUCUUGUGUGCUCAAAUUUGUCUGACUCUUUUACCCUUUUUAUCAAGUUUUUCCCGUGGCGUCUACGUGUAAAACCCUUCCACAUUAUACUCUGUUUGUUUUCUCCUGGCUGACACUGCCAGCUGCGACAGGACAGUCAUCAGCACGCCCGCUCACUAGUCUGAGAACUCUGGUCACAUACGUGCUCAAAUGGGUUUCAAGAGACUCUGUACCCGGAGUCGCCUGCUGUCUGGUCUCGUUGAUUUUAGGACAUUUCUCACACACAGCUUUUCUGGGGGAGGAGCAGAUCCUUUCAGGGUUGCAGUGCAUGUGUUGAAGGAUUACAAACCUGCUGUAACAGCCGCCAAACUCCCCACCAAGUCUUCGUUUCCAGCAGUCUCAACAUUACAAGUCGGACAAAUUGAGCUGACGGCACGAUAGUCUCACUAUAUUCACAGAGUAGCUCUCCAUUACACCCACAGUGAUGGUCAUCAUGUGAGGAAUAAAAAAACAGCUUAAAAUUAAUUUCUGGUUAUCUGAUAUCAAGAGAUAUGUUUUGUCAUAUUUUCAGUUUUAACAUUAUAUUUGAAAUUAUGAUUCCGGGUGAUUGGUCAGGAUCAGGUCGCAUAAAUUAGGUAAUGCAAAUGGCUUCAGUACUUUCACCCUGCCUGCAUGUUCUAUGGAUACUUGAAUACCUGUGUGUGUGUGUGUGUGUGUGUGUGUGUGUGUGUGUGUGUGUGUGUGUGUGUGUGUGUGUGUGUGUGUGUGUGUGUGUGUGUGUGUGUGUGUGUGUGUGUGUGUGUGUGUGUGUGUGUGUGUGUGUGUGUGUGUGUGUGUGUGUGUGUGUGUGUGUGUGUGUGUGUGUGUGUGUGUGUGUGUGUGUGUGUGUGUGUGUGACCUUGUCAAACAGACUGAGGGAGUAAUGACAAUGAGCUCGCUGUUUCCCGGCUCUCUGGAACAGAAUGGAACGUGUAGUGAUCAGUAUGGGUGGUGGAGGUGGGAUGGUGUGUGCUGCUCCCGGACAUUUUUGUUCUAUUUAAGAGUGUUUCCCUGAUGCAUUGUGGGCAUAAUUUAACAUUGAAAGUCGUCACAACAAGCCUCAAACUGUUGGAUGUCUACCUGUGAAAGGCAUGGGGGAGUUUACUCAUGACAGCAGAAUUGUUUUGGUUCAUGCUCGGGGAUUCUAAACCUAGUCCCAUGCAAAAACCUGUAACUAAUGUGCACACAUCAUCAGUGGCAUGGGGACUUCCUCGGUCCACUGAGAGAUCCACAUGAAGUCCCAUUUGUAGAUGCCUGUAAAAUAUUUCCGAGAUUUAAAAAUGUGAGGUAACUUGAUUCAGUUUCCUUCACGACGUCAGUCAUUCUGCUCUCUUCCUGCAGCAGCUCAAUGAGACAGAGCUCAGCUCUCAUGUCUUUCUCCUGGAAGUAUUAGCUUUAUAAUACUACUGAGUGGUUUGGUUUUUAGUGUCACCCUCAAGUGUAAAUGGACCAGCUGUGUGUGUGUGUGGGGGGGGGGGUGUUUAGGGUGGUGUUGGGUGUUCUGUGAACUGGCUUUUCUCCGCUGUAUAUUGUAUGCAUCAGUCCUUAAUGAGCUGACAGCAGAUCAGAUAUUUAAAGCGUAAUGUUGUGAAGAUAGGGGCUGGGUACCCUUAAUGUUCUUACUCAUUCCAGUUAUUUCCAUGGGUCGUGGUUGGGGGGGGCGGGGGGCAUUGGUUUAACCUGUUGGGGUGGGGAUCUGUGAAGCAGAGUUGUGAAAGACUGAGUUUCUGUCGUUAUUUAUUAAUGUGUUCUGUGAGGUGUGCUGGCAGAGGCAUCACUCCCUGCAUCAGUCUCCAUCGCUCUAACAAGAAUGUUUUUAGGCUCGGUACUGUCUGCUCCUUCAAAUGGCUUUGAUUCUGAUACUGUCUCCUGCAGGGGCAUUUGUAGUGACUUGUCUUUUAAACAUCUUAAGCACAAACUAGAUAGAUAGGGUUUUUAGCAAUGUUUUGUUCAUAGGUUUUCACUACGAUAGCAUUUGUUAAUGGCAACACUUCAAAAUACUCGUGAUAUGGGAGGUGUAGCUCUUCAGUAUUUGGAUGGCCUUUUGGCUGCUGAAUGAAAGAAACCCAGCUUUUUAAAUAAGAUCCUUUUAUAGUUUUCAGACAGAAUGUCCAUGAGGCACUGGUGGAGCAGGUUUCCUGGGAAUACGUGCAUAGCCUCUGAGGGACUGUAGGGGAGAAUUCAUUACUUCCUAUUCUGAAAGUAAGUGAGGCGUCUCCCAAAGAGGACGGUUCAUCUGGUAUUGCAGGGCAACAAAUGCCACAGUUACUGUAAAUCUGUUCAGGUGGACCUGAACGUAUCGGUGACGCAGAGGAGCCUGCGCUGCUUCUGGAGACUCCCUGGGCAGCCGAGGGGAAGCAGUCUAACAGCUGCUUGUUUCAGAGGAGCGAUCUGUAUCAGAAUAGAUUUUUUGUCUUUCCAUAUCUCUAGGUGAAUUGCAAUACUUGUGUUUAUAGUUUCUGAGGUGUCAGGGGUGUUCAGUUUGCAAUAAAUGGUAUAUUCUUCUCUGUACAGUUACAUUUUUUUAAUUACAAAAAUUGUACUUUUCUCUAUUUUUGUGUGGUUUCAGAACAAAAUUAUUUUAAAGUGUAAAUGAUAUCUUAGUUGUUUUUUUUGUCUUAAAAUAUUGAUGCAGGAUUUAUUCAAAUAAAAGCAAUUAUCUGUGUUA
Messenger RNA from Eleginops maclovinus (Patagonian blennie), 6443 nucleotides. It is a transcript of the gene araf, whose product is annotated as A-Raf proto-oncogene, serine/threonine kinase. Gene Ontology annotation, molecular function: protein kinase activity; ATP binding. Lineage: Eukaryota; Metazoa; Chordata; Actinopteri; Perciformes; Eleginopidae. The record is from RefSeq and is a predicted model, not a curated record. The transcript has 16 exons. Gene Ontology annotation, biological process: Ras protein signal transduction; protein phosphorylation. The coding region runs from base 192 to 2021 and encodes 609 amino acids. Gene Ontology annotation, cellular component: cytoplasm.